AUGGUCACGCAUUUUCGGGUGACGGUGACGGUGGUCUAUACGACAGGCAAGACCAAGAGGGAGCAAUCGCUGCAGGAGCUGAGGGAACACAUACACAAGUACUACGUGCCACUGGGGAGACAGUUCAUGGUGCUGUUCCCGGAGGGAGGCUUCCUGCACAAGAGGAAGGAAAUCAGCCAUAGGUUUGCUGAAAAGAACAAUCUUCCUAAACUGGAAUAUGUUUCUUUACCACGAGCUGGAGCGUUGAAGGUCAUCAUGGACGAAGUUGGGAAGAGAGCAGAGGAAACACCUAGCACGUCCAAGAGUAAGAAAGAUGACGUCAACCAAAACAACAGGAUCAACAACGUGAACGACAAUAUCGAAUGGGUGCUAGACGUGACAAUCGCCUACCCCGACCGCAUACCCAUACACCUGCAGGAUAUUAUUCCUCUGGACCUAGAAGGGAUGACGCAGUGGUUAUACGACAGAUUUAUCGAGAAGGAGAAAAUGCUAGAAGAGUUCUAUCGAACAGGACAGUUCCCUACCAGGGGCAACACUCCAAACAUCCCCCGCAAAAUUCUAGAAAUAUUGGAAGAAACAUAA
Aricia agestis (brown argus) is the source of this 582-nucleotide messenger RNA. Its product is annotated as acyl-CoA:lysophosphatidylglycerol acyltransferase 1-like. The transcript is spliced from 6 exons. Gene Ontology annotation, molecular function: acyltransferase activity. The record is from RefSeq and is a predicted model, not a curated record. Gene Ontology annotation, cellular component: endomembrane system. NCBI's taxonomy places the organism in Eukaryota, Metazoa, Arthropoda, Insecta, Lepidoptera, Lycaenidae. Bases 1 to 582 code for a protein of 193 amino acids.